AUGUUCUUCAUCUACCGUUACUCUUCCUCUGGUCCAUUCCUCCCUCUUUCCUGUCAAAUAAUCGGAUUGGGUUGUCCAGAUUUACAAAUUUCGGGAUUUACUUCUCCUGAAUUUAGCGGAGUUCAACGGAUUUUUGAAGAGAACUUCAAAAAUGGCUUGGAAGUUGGAGCGGGUGUUAGCGUUUAUUACGAUAAUAAGUUGGUGGUCGAUUUGCGGGGCGGAAUGGCAGACGUGGAAGGUGGAAAGGUCUAUGACGAGGAUACAUUGCAACUUGUGUUUUCUAGUACUAAAGUUUUGUCGGGGAUAGUAAUCGCGCGACUAGUAGAAAACGGUCUCCUUGAUUACUCGGACAAGAUCUCCAAGUACUGGCCAGAAUUCGCACAAGGCAACAAAGAAAACGUGACAUUGCAAGAUCUAAUGAUUCACCGUGCUGGUGUAGGAUACAUUGACUCACAUCAGAUGUCUCUUUCUGAUCUUGCCAGUCUCGACUCUCUUUCAGAAAUUCUUGCCUCUCAACCUCAUAAUUUCGACGGUCAGCCCAUCAAAGCUUACCACGGUGUUACACGCGGCUGGUAUUUAAACGAAAUUGUCCGUCGUGUUGAUCCACGGCAUCGAACUAUCGGACGAAUAGUCGCUGAAGAAAUUGCACCCGAAUACGAUAUGGAAUUUUACCUUUCAGUUAAAAAUAAUCGGUUAUAUUCUCGGGUGGCCAACAUCUAUACUUAUCCGCUGGUGAGACUCUUAGCCAAAAUAUUACUGCCACGGUGGAUGAUAUCUGAACCAUUGCAUGCGGUGUUUGAUAAGAUGAUGGAUAAGGAUAGUGUCGCCUUCAAGACUUUGGUAGAGACAUCUCCAGAUAGAAGUCAACCCCAGGAUUGGAAUAGGAUGGAAAUGUUACGCUAUGAGGGACCUAGUUACAGUGGUGUCACUAAUAGUAGGAGUAUGGCGAAGUUGGCGGCCAUUAUGGCUAAUGGUGGACAACCCCUUGAU
Molecule: messenger RNA, 990 nt
Organism: Acaulospora morrowiae
Lineage: Eukaryota; Fungi; Glomeromycota; Glomeromycetes; Diversisporales; Acaulosporaceae
Source: the annotation of a GenBank genome assembly